Lucilia cuprina (Australian sheep blowfly) is the source of this 5620-nucleotide messenger RNA. RefSeq lists its product as uncharacterized. The transcript has 6 exons. Gene Ontology annotation, biological process: hippo signaling. NCBI's taxonomy places the organism in Eukaryota, Metazoa, Arthropoda, Insecta, Diptera, Calliphoridae. Gene Ontology annotation, cellular component: cytoplasm. The record is from RefSeq and is a predicted model, not a curated record. Bases 270 to 4958 code for a protein of 1562 amino acids. Gene Ontology annotation, molecular function: protein binding.
AUAAAGUUUAUACAAAAGAAAUAAUUAAAAAUAAAUUUUUAAAUGAAACUAUAAAAUUUCAAAUACAAUGAAUUUUGUGUAAAAAAUAGUUCGUUUUUUAAAGAAAUUGUUUAAAGAAUGUAAAAGAAAUGUGUUGCAUUACGUUAGUUGAUGUGAAAGAAAAACAAAGAAAAAUCUCAAUUAUCCGGAAGUUGUGUUUCUAAAAAAGAGUGUACAAUUUUUUCCAACGUUACAGUAAUGACAUUUACUAGAAGAAUUACUGCUUAGAAAUGCCGUCAUUAGCUGCAAGAAAUUCUUCAACUAUGACAUCUUUAAGUAACAAUAGUGUAGAUGCGGCUGCUGCAACAUCAGUAUCGUCGUCCAAUUCUGCAACAUCGAUAACAAAUGCGAAUAUGUCUGAAACUUGCAUUUAUUCUACAGUCACUACGACAACAAAUGUUGCCUCUACCACCUCUAGUUUAACUGCUGCACAGCAGCAGCAGCAGCAACAACAAGAAGACUACUUACAGCAGCAGCAACAGUACCAACAACAACAACAACAACAUCAUCAUCAACAAAAAUAUAAUUAUUAUCAUCCACCUCCAGCCGUGGGCAAUUCUCUACAUUAUUCUAGUAAUAAUAAUGGUGGAGCAAGUGCAACAACAACAGCGGCAGCAGCAUCAACGGGUUUAGCAACAUUUAACGGAAAUUCGAAUUUAGAAAAUGUUGCUGUCCAUGCAAAUGGUAACAACAACAAUAAUGAUAAUAAUAAUUUUAAUACAAACUACAACAACGGUAAUUCUAGUAGUAACAGUAGCACAACAACAAAUGCCAACAGCAGCAACAGUAAUAGUAAAAUGAAUUCUACGCCACCGCCUGUUGCUGCUCUCCCAGGUAAUUCUAUAAUUGGUCACAAAACGGAUACAACCUCAACUGGUUGUAUAUUAAGUGGCGGUAGUGGUAGUAUUGUAGGCAUAGCUCCUGCUUCCGCUUUUAAGAAUCAGUCACAGCAACAACAGCAACAACAACAAUUACUUGCUUCCCGAGAGGACGUUGCUUCUUUGGCUGGCUCCUCAUCUAUAAAUAGCCAAAUAUCAACGAAUAAUAACAAUCAUCAUAGCAAUAUGAAAGCACCACCACCACCAUCAGCAACAACAACAACAACAGUUAAUGGAGGUGGGAAUAGUAGCAACAAUAAUCAUAAUCUCAACAGUAUAUUGAAAGGAAGUAAAGAAAAUCUUUUACAAAAUAAUUACUGUAACGGCAGUGUAGGUGGAAGUACAACCGGCAGUGAAGGUAUUAUUGGUUCAGCUUCAUCAAAUAUACCCGAACAUGAUGAUCCAGGAGAUGGUUUAGGUCCUCUGCCGCCUAAAUGGGAAACAGCCUAUACCGAAAGAGGAGAAUUAUAUUUUAUAGACCACAAUACCGGCACCUCACAUUGGCUGGAUCCGAGACUUUCGAAAUAUCAGAAGAAAUCAUUGGAAGAAUGUGGAGAAGAUGAACUGCCUUAUGGUUGGGAAAAAAUUGAAGAUUCUCUCUAUGGAACCUACUACAUCGAUCAUGUUAAUAGAAAAACACAAUAUGAAAAUCCUGUACUAGAAGCUAAACGUAGAGCAGCAGAACAAAAACAGCAACAACAACAACAACAGCAACAACAUCAACACUCUCACAAUCAUCAGCAUCCACAUCAAUUGCCGUCGCAACGACCACAGACACCAUCCUCCUCUAGUGUUUUGAAUGGUACUAACGCUAGUAUAGCUUUAAGUUCGGUUUCAUCGGCUUCUACACUUUCUACAGUGGAUAUAUCACAACGAGCUAUGCAACCACCACCAGCCAUGAUGCAAGAACAAAAUGCCAAUAAACCGCCUUUACUGCCAUACAAAUUUACCCGUAAUCCGGCAGAAAUGCAGGGGGAGCGUAUUACCGCUACUUUACUUAAAUCGGCCCGCGGUUUGGGCAUCACCAUAGUUGGAGGUGAUGAUGGUGUAGAGGAAUUUUUACAGAUUAAAUCAAUAGUGCCCAAUGGUCCGGCUUGGCUGGAUGGUCAGCUGCAAAUGGGCGAUGUUUUGGUGUAUGUUAAUGAUACUUGUGUUUUGGGUUUUACGCAUCAUGAAAUGGUUAAUGUUUUCCAGUCAAUAAUGCCGGGCGAAACGGUUACGCUAGAAGUAUGUCGAGGUUAUCCUUUACCUUUCGAUCCUAAUGAUCCCAACACCGAGGUAGUGACAACAAUAGCUGUUGAUGGCAUUUCCUCCCACGAACCAGACAAACAACGACGUAUGCUAAUGGAUCUCAAUAUGGAUGGAAAUUACAAUUUUCUAGACAUAUCCGGAGCAAGUAGUAAUGGCGGGAAUAAGCAUAAUCUCAGCACGGGCAGUGCUAUAGAUAAUAGUGGCUUUAUUUUAAUGAAAAAGCCUGAAGUUCAUACGUUUUCCAUAAUAAAAGGUGCCAUGGGUUUUGGUUUCACCAUAGCCGAUUCCUCUUAUGGACAAAAAGUCAAAAAGAUACUAGAUCGUGCUUGCUGUAAUCAGCUGCAAGAGGGUGAUAUAUUAUUGGAAAUCAAUGAUAUUGUGGUACGCAAUAAAUCCCAUGUGGAUGUAGUACAAAUUCUUAAAGAUUGCUCUAAAACAGAACCGACUAUGGUGAAAAUACAAAGACCAGUGACUACAUCAACAACAGCGAUUAACAAUACCUCGCCUAAUAGUGCGGCCCAGUCGACAGCUGGAGGUAAUAAUACUGUAGCCAAGUUAAGGAAAAAUUUCCUGGGAGCCACUACGGGUGGUAUAGGUAAUAAUGCUUUGUUCCGCAGCAAGACACCUACAGCUGAUUUGUAUAGUACUAUGCAAAAGGAAAUACUACCUAUUAGACCAAAAACACCUCUGGUGGAUACACGAAGAGCCAGAGUGAAUACACCCAAUAUGGAGCUGACAGAAGACAGAGAAGUGGCUGCUGUAAAUACCAGUGCUGAAGAAACGGCACUAGAACGUUCAUUAGCAGAAAGUAAGAGCCACUUAAAUGAAGGUAGUAAAUCGCAAAAUUCUUUAUCGGAAAUAGAUGCUAUCAAUCAUGAUAUACCCUUUAUGGAUCCAUAUCCCAAAAUGGUAACCAGUCUAAGUGAACGUUUAGCUGGUGUAUCCAUGCCCAAUGAGUCAAUGCAUAAUAAUGGUCAAGCGACAGCUGCAGUGGGAGGUUAUUUACGUACUACCGCCUCAGGAGUGCCGAAUUAUGAAAAUCAGGGAGAUUAUGUUAGUGCGGGAAGUGGUAACUAUAGUUCCAUUUAUGGUUUAGCACAAAUGCCACCAGUAAUGAGCCCUCUAAGUGGUGGUCUCUAUGGACCACCCACCAGCUCAUCUGCCACAACAGCGGGGCUAAUGGCACCUGCCUCAGCAUCUUACCAUCAUCAUCAUGAAUCCUGCUUUUGCUACGAAUGUCAAGAUUUUCGUAAUAAUCGUUUAAGAAAUUCCUCCGCAACGCACAAUUUGCAGCCUCCUACACAUCCUCAACAACAGCAGCAACAACAACAACCCUCACCACGUAGUUAUUAUCCGGUCUAUCAUCAGCCUCAACAUGGUCACAAUCAAUAUUCACCCGCCUCCUCAGCCAGUCUACAAGCAGCUCAUAUACAAAACGAACGCAUGCAAAAGAGAGUCAAUGAGCUGUUGAACGAUAGAAGACGUGUAGGAUUUUCACCUCUCGAUCAUCAGCAUCAUAAUCAAAUGCAAAUAAAUACCGGUAUAGGAAAUUCAAAUGUUAUGGUUGGUGGUGGUUACUCUCCCUCCCAGCAGCAAUAUUUGCAUCAACAUGCCGUACAUGGUGGCCUAAUCAGUCAGUCGCAGCAGCAGCAGCAUUCUCCGGCUCAGCAGCAGCUGGGACACUGGCAAAAUAACGCUGCAGUUAAUUAUAAUAAUAUACAGCCUGUUGGGGCCCUGAUGCGCAAUGGUUUCCCCGAGUCCAGUGACAUUUUAGAUGGCUCAGGUGAACAGUUUACUCUAUCAGAAGUGACGUUACAACGUCAGGCUUUGGGUUUUGGCUUUAGAAUUGUGGGCGGCACUGAAGAAGGAUCUCAAGUGACGGUGGGUCAUAUUGUGCCGGGGGGAGCAGCGGAUAAUGAUCAUCGUAUAACCACCGGCGAUGAAAUACUUAGUAUUGAUGGUAUUAAUGUGGUCAACUCCUCACACCACAAAGUAGUUUCCUUAAUGGGAGAAGCUGCUUUGCGUGGUCAAGUGACAAUGAUUCUAAGACGACGAACGCGGCCCGGUAUAACACAACCCCAACUGCAACAGCACUCUAUGCCACAGCAAUUGAUGGUCCAACAACAGCAACAGUCUAUGCUAAAUAACACUGGUCUAACAGGUAAUGUUGGCAUGUUGCAGCAUCCAUCUCCUCUACAGCCUUUGCUGCGUAACAAUCCUAUACGUUAUCCUUAUGAUGUCAUAGUAACAAGACAUGAAAAUGAAGGAUUUGGUUUUGUUAUCAUUUCGUCGUCUAAUCAAUAUUAUGGCUCGACAAUUGGCAAACUUAUACCGGGUAGUCCAGCCGAUCGUUGUGGCGAACUUAAAGUGGGUGAUCGUAUUAUAGCAGUUAAUCGUAUUGAUAUCGCCGGCAUGUCUCAUGGAGAUGUAGUCAAUUUAAUUAAAGAAUCUGGUUUACAUGUGCGUUUAACCAUUGGCUGCCCCAAAGAAGGAGCUAUUAUAAAUGCUGCACCCACUAUGCCUGCCGGCAGUGGUAUUAAUUCAUCCUCCAAUGUAGCGGUAGGCAAUACAGGUUUAUUAUUGAAUUCUGCUCAAGCCUCACCGGGCCAAGUGUCACAGACAUUAACGCCUACUACGUUACAAACCAAUUUGGAUCCCUCAACACAAUAUUUUGAAAGACCACUAUUAAGUGGCGGCUCAAAUGCUGGCUCGGCUACAUCUUCAACGUCACAUCAUCAGCAAACAGCUCAACAAUCACCAAAUCCUUUACCUGUACCACCACAAUUAUGACUUUGAGAUUUACGCAUUAAACUCUUAAAGAGUUUUCUUUAGUAAAUAUUCAAAAAACCCAUUCCCAAAACCCACCCCAACAUCAUCCUCACCACCAUCUAGCCUUAUAAAAAAAGAACCUAUCUACAAACUUUCUACCUAAUUCCAAUUUCACAUUGACCAUCAUUAGUUUUAAUAUAGAGAAUAGUAAGUAUAUAAAUGUAUAUACAAUUUGUUUAAACAAAACUUUAUUGAAAAGAUAAUUAAGUGAAAAUAACUAUUUAAUAUUUUAUUAACUAAUAACGUAUUUAAUUAAAUCCCUUACCCAAAGACUGACGACUAUUUACAUACAUAUGCACAUUUUUAUUAUUAUUAUAGUGUUUUUACUUAAAAUAUCAAUGGCUCAAUUCAAUAUUAAGAUAAACUAAUUUAAAAACAAACAAAACAAAAAACUUAAAUCCAGUUUGUACUUAAUACAUUUAUAAUAUUUAACAUUUAAAUUAUUUGUUGAUCGUAUUAAACAAAUUAAAAAAAAAAGUAUUUAUACAUAUCAAACGAACUUAUAUACAUUUUAAAAUAAUAAUCUACUCGAUCAGUGUUUAAUUGACUUAUAAAUCCUUAAGAAUUUUCUAUACAAAUUUCUUAAUAUUUGUUAAUUUUUUUUAACUUUACAAAAAUAAAAA